ACUUAUCUAACUAGUUUUAUGAAAUGUAUUACAAUUUAGGUUUAAUUUUCCAAUUUGAAUCAGAUAAUCAUUAUUGAUUUUUUUGUCCACUUACUGUUGUAUCUGUACUGCACAAGCACUCUGAACCAGUGAUGCGUUAUAUUUAUGCUUCUUCCAACUGUUGUGCUGCAACUGUAUGAAUUUGCUUGUUAAACACUACCCAUCAUCUACAUAAACACACAAACUGAUCAAAAUGCUUCUAAGCAUCACUGGUUAAAAAUAAUUACUAAUGAUAAUUCAAGUUUUGUUUCAAUAUCUUUUAAAUAAAUUGUUAGAUUGUGCUGAUUUUCUUUACUUUAGUUUGGUUGCUCGUUUCGUUUGGUUAAGAGAAAGCAAAUGAUGUUUACAUUAUCUUAAUUUAUUAAUUGGAGAAUGUCUAGCUUAUUACAUUUUAUUUAUAAGAUGAUUACUUAUGUAUAUUUAUUUGCUCAAAUAUGCCCACCCGUGUACAGAGUCAAACCUAUCUUUCAGUCCACCGGAAAUUCCAGCUUUUGCAAUCUACAGUAAAUUACUGGCUGUCCUAAUCAAUAUUCCUCCAUCAGCAUUUACACCUAUAAUAUAACUAACUUAAUUGAGGGCACUCAAUAUUCUGACUCUCACAUUACACAUUCACGACAAUAAAUACAUACACUCGGACACAACUAUCAUUACAAUAUACGAUAAACAACUCUGCUGCCUCUAGGAAUCAUUAGAAGGGACCGAGAUACUCGUUGCCAUGCUCAACCACAAUUCUCAUAUAAGGCGGCAUUCCUACAUGCUUUCUAUAAGGAGCCAAAGAAUUGCUCCCUUCUCUAGGUGGGACACAUAGAGCAAACUUUCCCUGUAUGUUGGACACAUGCCCAGAAGAAAGUACCCAGACAAUGAGAGGGUUUACAGAACCCCAGACCUAUAUUUCUGGGUAACCAGACAAUGAGAGUUUACAGAACUCCAGACCUAUAUUUCCAGGUACCCGGACAAUGAGAAGGUUUACAGAACCCCAGAACAAUAUGUCCAGAUACCCGGACAAUGAGAGGGUUGAUAGAGAACCUGUGAAACAUAGAAAAUGUGACCAAUAAAAAAAAAUGGAGUCGAUGGCAGUUGAUAAUGGUUUUGAUAAAAAUGAAGACCAAGAGAGCCUGAAGAUUUCACUUUUGAACCGAAUCUCUGAAAACAACGAAGCGCAUUUUAAAAGCCAGCAAGUAGGCGAUCCGGACUUAACGACUCACGAAAAGUUCACGAUCGCGAAAGGAAUACUGGACAAAAGCAAAGCCCUGUUCCUGUCCAAAUACGGAAAAUAUUUACUUGACGAACAUUUGAAGUAUUUCGAAGGGAGCGACGACUAUGAAAUCAAUUUUUACCUUAACGAGCUGCAGAAAGGAAAAAAGAAACUUGAAAAUAAGGCUCUCAUAAGGAAUCGACGUCUGGAAGCACUUAGGCAACUUUGCACCGAAGGGGAAUAUUUUUCAGACAUGGAGAUGAAAAGGAGAAAUCCUCUUCUUUUUGAAGAGUUGGUCGGACAAUACCUAACUGAUAAAGAGCGAUCCGAGUUAGAAGAGAACACACAGCCAUCAGACAAGUCGUUUUCUUCUAUAUUUUUUAAUAUUAUCGAAAAGAAUGUAAUGGAUUCGAAGCUUAAACAAGAAAUUCGAGAGGAUUUUAAUUCGAUGGAACCAUUUCUUACUCUGGCCCUUCCAACAAAGUCCUCAAAUUGGGGCGAAAUCACCGAAGACGCACCUUCUUCUUCUAAGAAAGUUUUAGAAAAUUCAAGACAGGAGGAUAUGUCAAAUAACGCGAAAGCGCUUUUGGUCAAUGAGUUCAGGUCUAGAGUCUACUCGGAUUUCCUUGGCGGAAAAGAUGAAGAAUUCGAUUACAGCACGGUGGACGGUAAUGAUGAGUACGAUGACCUGAUCAUGCUGGAAACCGAUCAACAAGACAGUUACUUUGACGCAGAAAGUCCAAAAAUUGUGUACAGUGAUGACAGCAAUGAAGAUGUCAUGUGUGAUUGAAUAAUUUUAAACAAACCUGUAAAUAAAAUAUAGUUUUUAUUUCAA
Messenger RNA from Cimex lectularius (bed bug), 2069 nucleotides. RefSeq names its product coiled-coil domain-containing protein 97. NCBI's taxonomy places the organism in Eukaryota, Metazoa, Arthropoda, Insecta, Hemiptera, Cimicidae. Bases 1101 to 2024 code for a protein of 307 amino acids. The record is from RefSeq and is a predicted model, not a curated record. The transcript has 6 exons.